ACUCCAACCGUAACUGUAACUGUAGCUGUAGCUUUAGUGUAUGUGUUAUCACAUGAAACUUGAAGCUUCCUCUCUUUUCAAUAAACAACACAUAUUCUUGAGCAACUCUCUUUGUCCAUCUCGGCCCUUUUUCAACACGCUCAUUCGAUCCUACGUACGAGUCAACAAGGCUGUACUGGAUUUAUAGUGCACGCAGAUGGCACCGCCGAUAACGCCGCCGAAGCCCGUCUGCGGGGAGCAGAGGCCUCAAGCACGUGAAAGAAGGUCGAUGAGCUACGAGUUUGUGCUUGAGGAUGAAUUCGACGCGCUGUGAGUGGAUCCUGGGGUCUUAUACUCUCAUUUAUCUGGUAUAAUGCUCAUAUCACUGACUCGAGCUCUGUGAUAGAUGUGUUGAGGUAAAGAAGAGUGACGAUGACUGCGGCGGUAAAAGCAGCAGUGGUAAUAAGUAUCCCGCAAAACUCCAUGCGCGCAAGGUCGUCAAAGAGCUCGGCGUUACUGAUGGACUCCUCUAUCUUCCUGGCGAGCCUACACGCCUCUAUGAAGACUCAGACCAGUCGCCUCCUUUCAAGCAACGCAGAUAUUUCUAUUACCUGACUGGCGUUGACUUUCCCGACUGUGCCGUUACUUACGAAAUCGCCAUGGAUCGUCUCACCCUCUGGAUUCCAUACGCCGAGCCGCGACAGGUCUUGUAUCACGGCCCAACUCCUGACGCAGCAGAGUCUAUGCGUAAAUACGACGUCGAUGAUGUUCGAUACACCGCUCAAUUGUCCAAAUUUCUUCAUGGUCAACUUCGUCCUGAGAAGACUCUCUAUGUCCUUCAUUCUGAUCAGGCUCCUAAGUUGACUGAUCGACCUCGAGGACAGACCCAGAUCAACUGCUCCAAGCUGCGACCUGCCAUGGAUGAGGCCCGUGUAAUUAAGACGGAAUAUGAAGUUGCACUCAUCCGUCGCGCUUCACGUAUCUCUGCCGCUGCUCAUCGUGCCGUGGCUGAGCGUCUCCUUACUAUGCGCAAUGAGCAAGACGUCGAGGCAGUUCUUCUUGCCGCUUGUACUUCGCGUGGUGCUCACGCCCAGGCAUAUCCUAUUAUUGCUGGCGCUGGUGUCAAUGCUUCGAUUCUACACUACGGAGCCAACAACCAGCCUCUCGAGGGCAAGCAACUGAUCGUUGUCGACGCUGGCUGUGAGUACCAAUGUUACGCCAGCGACAUCACCCGUACUCUUCCUGUCAGUGGUUCCUUUUCUAAGGAGGCCUCCGCGAUCUACUCUAUUGUGCAGCGCAUGCAGGAAGAGUGCAUAGCACGUGUUCGACCCGGCACUGUCUACUACGAACUUCAGCUCCAUGCCAGUGACGUAGCUCUCCAGGGCUUGCGCAAGUUGGGUCUUCUGAAAGGCAACUUUGAGGAGAUCCAAAAGGCGGGAACCGUCGCUGCUUUCUUCCCCCACGGUCUCGGUCAUCACGUUGGUCUUGAGGUCCACGAUGUCACUGGCUAUGAGCGUCUCCUGAUGAGAGAUAACUUCCACGUCGAGGGUGGUAAGCGUGAGAUGGUAACUGCCACGGCUCUGGUGGCAAUGCAUCGUAUGGCUUCGUCUUCUCCACCUACAAAGCCAAGACAGUCUCUUCAGCCCAACAUGAUUGUGACAAUCGAGCCAGGAAUCUACUUCUGCCGUCCUUUUAUUGAGGGAUACUUCCUGAACAACCCGUCACAUGCCAAGUUCAUUAACAAAGACCUCCUCGAGACAUACUACCCAGUUGGUGGUGUUCGCAUCGAAGAUGACAUCCUCGUCACACCCGGUGGCUAUGAGAACUUGACCUCUGCUGCCCCCAAGGGUGACGAGAUGCUGGAUGUGAUCAACGGCAGCUUUGAGAAGAUUUAAUGACGCUAUGAAUGCUUGCAUUUGGCUAUGAAACUGUCGGCGAGCAAGGCAAGCGAGUCUGAAAUGUUUAGUGUUUGAAUGCGUGGAUGUUUAUGGGUGGUCCGGGAGUGGUCUAAUGACAUUGAGUAACUGGUCCAGGUAAUGAGAAUGAGUCUUGGAUACAUAGUCUUUCAGAUUUGCAAUAUUGAUUUAUGAUUUUUUUUUUAAUCAUCAUGCUCAUUUCUUUUGCCAA
This is a messenger RNA of Fusarium odoratissimum NRRL 54006, 2106 nucleotides long. RefSeq lists its product as uncharacterized. The transcript is spliced from 4 exons. Bases 639 to 1874 code for a protein of 411 amino acids. Lineage: Eukaryota; Fungi; Ascomycota; Sordariomycetes; Hypocreales; Nectriaceae. The record is from RefSeq and is a predicted model, not a curated record. Gene Ontology annotation, molecular function: manganese ion binding; metalloaminopeptidase activity.